Molecule: messenger RNA, 5598 nt
Organism: Ooceraea biroi (clonal raider ant)
Lineage: Eukaryota; Metazoa; Arthropoda; Insecta; Hymenoptera; Formicidae
Gene: CaMKII
Product: Calcium/calmodulin-dependent protein kinase II
Biological process (GO): protein phosphorylation
Molecular function (GO): calcium/calmodulin-dependent protein kinase activity; calmodulin binding; ATP binding
Source: RefSeq, a predicted model, not a curated record
GAAAUUGCUAAUCUGUCCGGCGUCGUGGCGCGCGAGAGGAGAAGAAUCUCGCACGGGUCUGCAACGUGCGUUAUCAUUCGGCGCGAAUUAUUUGCGCUUUAUUAAUUAUCGAUACUACGAUACUACUACGGUCUUCACCGCCGCCUCCGCGGACAGAGGCGCUUCUGUCCCGCCGUUCCUCUCCGCCCGGUCCGGUUCGUCCGCCCCGCUAUUGCCGCCACCACCGUUGCCACCGCUGCUGUGGCCCCCUCCACCUUGCCUGUGUCGUCGUCAAUCGUCGUCCGCCGCCGCCGCCACCGCCGUCCCGGUGUUCGAGCAGCGCCGCGGCGGUUCCCCUCUAUUGAUCGAAUUUGACCUGCGAAGUUUCCCCUAGCGCGUGUGUGCAGUACAUUGGCGGCCGGCAGUGGCUCUCUCGCGCUCGCGUCCCGAGUCCGGUAGUGCGGUUAAAUAAUCGCGAAUAGCCUCGGUAUGGCCGUGCCAACGGCUUGCACGCGAUUCAGUGACAACUACGACCUGAAGGAGGAACUCGGCAAAGGUGCCUUCUCCGUGGUUCGGCGAUGCGUGCAAAAGAGCACCGGUCACGAGUUCGCUGCAAAAAUCAUAAACACCAAAAAGCUCUCGAACAGAGAUUUCCAGAAACUUGAGCGUGAGGCGCGGAUAUGUAGAAAGCUGCAGCACCCAAAUAUCGUGAGAUUGCACGACAGUAUACAAGAGGAGAAUUUCCAUUAUCUCGUCUUUGACCUAGUCACCGGCGGAGAACUGUUCGAGGACAUCGUCGCCCGGGAAUUCUACAGCGAGGCCGAUGCCUCGCACUGUAUUCAACAAAUCCUGGAAAGCGUUCACCACUGCCACCAUAACGGAGUUGUGCACCGGGAUCUGAAACCGGAAAAUCUACUCCUCGCGAGCAAGAUGAAAGGUGCGGCUGUGAAACUGGCGGACUUCGGUCUGGCGAUCGAGGUGCAGGGUGAAGCACAGGCGUGGUAUGGUUUCGCUGGAACACCCGGCUACCUCAGCCCAGAGGUGCUGAAGAAGGAGCCGUACGGGAAACCAGUCGACAUAUGGGCGUGCGGUGUCAUCCUGUACAUCCUCCUCGUCGGCUACCCGCCGUUCUGGGACGAGGAUCAGCAUCGGCUCUACGCGCAGAUCAAGACCGGAUCGUACGAUUAUCCGAGUCCGGAAUGGGACACCGUCACGCCGGAGGCCAAGAAUCUUAUAAAUCAGAUGCUGACGGUGAAUCCGGGAAAGAGGAUCACUGCCAGCGAGGCACUGAAGCAUCCAUGGAUCUGCCAACGUGAGCGUGUUGCAUCUAGCGUGCACAGACAAGAGACCGUGGACUGCUUGAAGAAAUUCAACGCAAGGCGCAAAUUAAAGGGCGCUAUACUGACGACCAUGCUGGCGACGCGGAACUUUUCCAGUAAGUAUGAUGCACAGGGUCGAAGCAUCAUCACGAAGAAGGGCGAUGGCUCUCAAGUGAAGGAAUCCACCGACAGCAGCACAACGAUCGAGGAUGAUGACGUUAAAGAGGAUAAGAAGGGCGGCGUCGACCGGAGCAGCACGGUCAUUGCCAAAGAACCCGAAGGUACACCUCCGAGCAGCCCCGCGACAAUGUCCGCGUUCUCCAGGGCAGUCGGCGCGGCCACGACCAUGGCGAACAAGCAGGCCCCGAACCAGACCCAGGCCCAGAUUCAGGGUACGGGCAACCCCCUCGGAAUUGCCGCGGUUCUCCUUCAAGGAGCCCAAGCACGCCGACAGGAAAUCAUCAAGAUGACCGAGCAAUUGAUCGAGAGCAUCAACACCGGAGAUUUCGAGGCGUACACGAAAAUCUGUGAUCCACACCUGACCGCGUUCGAACCGGAAGCUCUAGGUAAUUUAGUCGAGGGAAUGGAUUUCCACAAAUUUUACUUUGAUAAUGCAGUCCUGGGGAAGAACUGCAAAGCCGUCAAUACGACGAUCCUGAAUCCCCAUGUCCAUCUGCUCGGCGAGGACGCUGCUUGCAUCGCGUACGUCAGGCUGACGCAGUACAUGGACAAACAAGGCGUAGCGCACACCCAGCAGAGCGAGGAGAGCCGCGUGUGGCACAAGAGGGACAACAAAUGGCAGAACGUGCAUAUCCACCGAAGCGCGGUGACGGGCCCGUCGCCGUUCUCCUUCAACAAAUAAACCGGCCGAGAGGGCUGUCCCGCUGCCGCUCUCGGUGGACGCUCGUCGCACCCUGCCCCGAUAGAGCGCGAUAGGGCGGAUUAACGAACGUUAGGAUUAUACGGAGCACACACGACGUCGUACCCCGGGGGUCCUCGCGACGAAUACACAUGAACACGUACAGAGACACCGACAGGACGGAGCUACGAUCUGGGAGAAGACGCAGCUACGUAACAGCGACGUUCGAAAGAGGAAAUGCUACAGAAACACAAAACAUACUCUACACACGCACACACACACACACAUUCACACAAAAUCUAAACACGUACAUAUUUAAAAGUAGUGCUAAGCGCGACAAGAAACCGAAACCCGCAAGGUAUGCCGCAACCGCCGGCAUGUAUUACUCGCUCCAGUACCUGCUCAGCGUACUUACUAUCUACACUUACGCGUGCAUCGCGCCACGUGUGCCUCAGAGCCUCGACGAGGGAACCACGCGCGAAAGCGGGAUCAUCGGAAGCGCUGAAGAAAACGGAAUCGAUCAUUCGUCUGUUGGUUGAUCACUCGGCCAAUCGAGCGUUCGUUCAUUCGGUGAUCACCGAGGGAUGCGAGGCAGAUAGAUCAACGCUUGUCCACGCUGUCGGCUAACAAAAGGAAUCGCGGAAGAAGGAGAGAGGGGGAGAAAGAAAGAGAGAAGGAAGCAGAAGGUAGAAGAAUGUGUGCCCACGUAUCUUCGAAACAUUCGUCCGCGGCUGUGUCGUCGCGCGACAACAGUUGCCGUCUCCGUCGGCGUCCGUUAAGAAGAUCCUGGACGAAGACAUCGCCUGGAUGCGACACGCGAAAUGGGAGAGACGCGAUGAAGUUACGUGAAAGAUCGAUGAGAAAAACAAUGGAAGCAGCAGGCGCAGCUCGCCGAGCUCGCGUCGCAACUUGCUGGAUGUCGACGUGGACGGCGACGACGUUGAAGAUCUAUCGCGUGAUUAAUCAGACGAUGCAUCACUCCACCACGAUUAGCGGCAAGAAGUUUUGGAAACGGACGCGAGCAUCGUGUCGAAUAUGUACCGAAGAUGGAACCGAAAGCAUCUUGCAUCGGUGGAGUCGACGACGGCAACUGAACUCUAUCGAAAGUACUUUCCCAACCGGAACUGGAUAAGAUGAAUCGUCGUCGGCCACGUUUGUGUAUUUCGCGGCGAAAUUCGUGGAGCAGAUGUUACCGGAAGAAGCAUCCAACGGGGAGACGAGAGAUAUCGUCAUGGUAUCUCUCGGCGGAGCGGGGAAGCUGGGUGAAAUAAAUUGCGGGGAACGGGCGAAGGGCGCAGGAAGAGGAAGGAAGAGCGACGAUGGGGUCGGCUCGGAUCGAUGCUGGGCAUCGACGGGGUCAGUGGCGGUCGAGACAGAAUGAGAAGAGAGGAGGAGAAGGAAGAGGAGGAGGAGGAGAAGCAGCACGAGGAAGAGGAGGAGAACGAGGCGGUGGUACAUCGAAGUGCCGGCGCGGGAGAGAGAACGGGGGAGGAAACAGAGGCGACGUGUGUUGUACAACGGGCGGCAGGGUGGAAAAGCUCGCGGUCAGAAAGCUCGCGACGAGCGACCGGAAGUAGCGGCGCCGCCACGGCGCCGUGCCGUAUUUUACAUUGACGCAACGCGACAGGACAUUCUUCCAUGUGAUUCCCUUCUUCGAAUUCUCGCUCCCGUCCCUCGAGCAGCGAACAGCGAGCUGCAUCUAUGCACGCGCGCGCGCAUGUACAAGAGAGGGCAGAUAUCGACGCGGCGAGAUGCGAAACGCCGCGACCGAGAAUCCAGCGUUUCGUUUUUUAACUUCAUUAACGAUAAGACUUAACUGAGAAGUUAGGAUUCUCGAUAGUUAGUUUCGCGUGGCGCGCACCGUUUGAGCGCUUUCUGCACUCGGUCCGACGUCGGGAUUAAAAGACACCCUUGGGAAGGGAAAGAAGGGAGCGUAGAGCGUGAGAAGAAGUAUCGGCCACGCGAAGAAAUUUAACGUCUCUCUCGCGGAAUCGCGUUUUUACCUAGUGGUGUGCAAGAAAGUACUUCGAGCUUCGUAUUUAACGUAGCGUAAGUUCGACAUUACAUAAGCUUCGAUUGAUUCUGACACGCGGUUUCUAUUGCGAUCUAGCAGGAUCGUUCGAGAGUACACACGACCACCAACCGCUACGAGCGAUUGCGAUGUCCAUGUCGAAUCCUUCACGAUGUUCCUUCCGAGAUGAUAGGCGAGCACCGCCCCGAAUGACCACAAAUAAUAAAUUUAAGAGUCGACAAACUAGCUGCGUGUCGGUCGCGAUGUUCGGUAGAUCGCAUCUCGCUGCGAGAAGUAUCAUCCCUCCCUCUCUCUCUCUCUCUCUCUCCCCCUUUCGUACAUACUCGUGUGUGUACACCCGCGAGCGGAUCCAAAUUACAAGACACAUGGCGCGCGAUUGUCCCAGAGGCAGAGAGGAAGGAGCGAUCUUUAUCAUAGUCACCUCGACGCCGCAAGGCAAUCUGGUGAUUGACGCGACGCGCGUUCUCGUACACUCGACUGUCUUGGACGCCGACGCGUCGCGACGGGCGCCGCCGCCACUCGUAUAUCCGGUGCACAGCCACGCACGCAACACACAUGUACACAUGUGUGCUUCUUCAGAGUCCUGCUGCCUGUAUCCAGGUGUGCUGACUUCUCUCUCUCUCUCUCUCUCAUGUGUAUACAUGUGUAGGUUCUGCAUGUAUACGCACGUGUGCACCGUCGUGCGAAUUUAAUCCACCAUCCUUGACCACCCUGCCCUUUUAGGGUCGAUUCAGACAUAUCCAUGCCGUAUCCGUUCCAUCACUGCAAAGUACUUACAUACUUUAGUUCUGUAUCCGUCUAUUUUCGUUCGGUACGUCUCGGAACGUCAAGAGAGAAAGAUGAAUUUUUCAGUUGAAGAACUUGCAGUGAUUGCACUAAUUUUAGAUGAGGAAGAAAUCGUUUUACACAAAAAAAGAAGCAUGUGUCCGUGAAAUUUGUAAAAAGGGAAAACUUGCUAAAUUUUAACCGCCAACAUAUUCUAUCAAUUUCCAAUCAUCCACUUUAAAUUUUAACAAAAAAAAUUGAAUUAAGGUCCAAAGUGUAAGUGUAGCUAAAUUGCUUCAGAUCUUCGAGCACUCGGAGAAUGCCGUUUCGUGAAAAUAUCGGCGCAGAUCACUGUCUAUGUAUUGACACUGAUACGGACGGCUGAAGUGAAGAAUACUCUCAUAUGAAAUUAUGGAGAAGAUAUUUUCAUCAGUGCACGGAUAUGUCUGAAUCGAUCUUUAGCCGAGUCUUGUAAUUUCAUUUGUCAGUCGAUCUCGUAUCCCCGAGUGUGCACGCAGGUGAACAUACGACUAUUAAGAAAACACCGAAAAGGGAAAAGCCUUCUGAAAGAGGAAUCGGAAUCAUAAAACGGGGGAAAACAAGGGUGUGGUAGACGAAACAGCCCGAGAGAUACAACCAAAAAA